AUGCUACGAAAAGCUAAAAUAUUCUUGGUUAACUCAAGAAAAUUACAUAUUCCUUGCUUAAAGAUAUCUGAAGAAGUCAAGCAAGCUUUGAGCGAGAAGAGGCCCGUAGUAUCAUUAGAAUCAACCAUUUAUACGCAUGGAUUCCCAUACCCUGAAAAUUAUUCCUUAGCAAAGGAGGUAGAAAAGGUGGUGAAAAAUAGUGGAGCAGUUCCUGCUACUUGUGGUUUUAUUAAAGGCAAGCCUGUGGUAGGCUUGGAUACCCAAGAAUUGGCGUAUUUAACUGAACAGAGGUCAGCAAACAAGGUAUCGAGAAGAGACAUUGGGUAUACCAUUUCUAAGGAAGUCAAUGGUGGAACUACGAUUGCCCUGACAAUGAUUCUAUCAAAUCUUGCUGGUAUUAAUGUCUUUGCCACUGGUGGGUUAGGUGGCGUACAUCGCGACGGUCAGUUCACGAUGGAUAUUUCUGCCGAUCUAACUGAGUUAGGGAGAACACCUGUUGCGGUCGUCUGUUCUGGUCCUAAGUCCAUUUUGGACAUAGAGCGCACAAUGGAAUACUUAGAAACCCAAGGGGUAUUUGUUGGCACGUACAACGAUGAUAAUAGAGCAGAAGUUCAGGUGCCUGGCUUCUAUACACGAGAAUCGGGAGUAUUAUCACCUUAUGCCUUCUCCUCCUUCAGAGAGGCAGCUUCAAUAAUCCUGAAUAGCAAAAGUAUGAUGCUCAAUAGUGGACAUUUGUUUUGCAUUCCUCCUCCCAAAGAUAUUGCUUUAGAAUCAAAUUAUAUAGAUCUGAUAAUUGAAGCUGCAAACAUUUCUGCAAAAGAAAAGGCAAUUACUGGAAAGCGUUUGACUCCUUAUUUAUUGAAACAAAUUGCGGAAGCAACGAAUGGAAGAUCAGUGACUUGUAAUUAUGAUUUUGUUUUGAAUAAUGCAAAAUGUGGGUCCGAGAUUGCAAAGGAACUUUGCAAAUUGGAAAAAGUAAGUAUCGAGUUUUAG
Messenger RNA from Priceomyces carsonii, 993 nucleotides. RefSeq lists its product as uncharacterized. The record is from RefSeq and is a predicted model, not a curated record. Gene Ontology annotation, molecular function: pseudouridylate synthase activity. The transcript has a single exon. The coding region runs from base 1 to 993 and encodes 330 amino acids. Lineage: Eukaryota; Fungi; Ascomycota; Pichiomycetes; Serinales; Debaryomycetaceae.